Messenger RNA from Salvelinus sp. IW2-2015, 1330 nucleotides. RefSeq names its product carboxyl-terminal PDZ ligand of neuronal nitric oxide synthase protein. Gene Ontology annotation, molecular function: nitric-oxide synthase binding. The record is from RefSeq and is a predicted model, not a curated record. NCBI's taxonomy places the organism in Eukaryota, Metazoa, Chordata, Actinopteri, Salmoniformes, Salmonidae.
GUGAUAUGAUUUUAAAGAAACGGCCUUGACAGGACAAAGGGUGGGACAUGUACUAUUAUUUAUGGUUGAGCGUUUAUUUGUCGACGCUUCCCAAAAACACUGGGUUACGUCAUGUAUUGGAACUUUGCUCCAAUCAGGACUCGCUCUGAACUAACGUCUAUGGCUUUGAAACGGGAGGGCUCAGCGUCAAUGCUACCAACGAUGACCGAGAUUCAAAAACACCGGCAAAGCGACAUCCACCAGCAAGCGGCCAACGGCCACCUGCAACAGACCCAUGCUAGGGCUACCUGAGAGAAGUUACUAUUGUGGUUUAGUAUUGGACAGUCUAUGGGAUGAUUAGGUUUGCUAAACAGAGAACACUGUAUUGACAAAAGGAGUGUCAGCAGCAAGACUAGGCGCUCUUGGAAUAAAAGAAAAAGAGGCGCCCAAAUCUGUCCCUUCCGUGGACGGGUCCCCUCCUCGCGCUUUGAGCGCCACUCUCGCGGAGCUAUCGCAACAAUGGACUCAGGUCUCCACGGGGAGCUCACUUUGUGUGCCAUAUCUCAAUGGGUCAGGGGUGUAUAUGCCUCGUAACGUGUGUUCUUUCCCAUGUUAACAUCGUUCUCUGGUAGUGUUUCCUUCACUCGCGCUUGGUAGGUCCAGAGUGAUAGGUCUGAAGAUGCCAGGACGGAACAGGUACAAUCUGGUGGACGAUGUCGCGGAUUCGCGGGUCCCCCUCCAUAACGAAGAGGCGUACCAACACGGGAUACAUUUUCAAGCUAAGUAUGUGGGCAGUCUGGAUGUUCCCAGGCCCAACAGUCGUAUGGAGAUCGUAGCAGCCAUGAGGAGGAUCAGGGCCUAUAAUGACAAUACCGUGGCUGACAGCGCAUCACCUGCUGCUGAAUGACAGCCUGCAGCGUGUGGGUCACGGAGUGAUCUUUAAGAAAACUGCAGAAAAAAGAUCCGGUCAACCACGGAGCACACGCACAUCUCCCUCCCACUCGCGCAGCUGCCAAACUGAGCAGAGACACCGCUGCUGAACAGAGAGCUCACUGAACAGGGAGCGCAGUGGCACUUGGCCAAAUCAAUUCCAGUAAUUAAUGAAAUAUUUAUAAAUUUACUCUGACCCUCUUUGGGUCGCGACCGAUACUUUUAGAGAGGCUGGUGUAUUGUGUUUACUGUAAGCUUAGGUUAUCUUUUGUUGGAGGUUAGAGUGUAUUGUUUUUACAGUAAGCUUAGGUUAUCUUUUGUUGGAGGUUAGAGUGUAUUGUUUUUACAGUAAGCUUAGGCUUGAGCUCUCUGUUGCGUCUGUCCGUCCGUCUGUCUCUUUCUGUAUUUAUGUCUGUAUAUA